Molecule: messenger RNA, 2421 nt
Organism: Cyphomyrmex costatus
Lineage: Eukaryota; Metazoa; Arthropoda; Insecta; Hymenoptera; Formicidae
Exons: 2
Coding region: 314-1942 (542 amino acids)
Source: RefSeq, a predicted model, not a curated record
AUCAUUUAUUAUAGCCAUUUCAACCAUUUUUGUAAAAACUGUAUAAUUAUAAUCAUUUUCAAUUACCAACUAUAUAAUAUUGGCACGAGUUUUCGGAUUUCCACCCGAGUGUCAUGUCAUCAGUAUCAAGAUUGGAGUAAUGUUUGGGUAAUACUCAGAUGUGCAUGAGAUGUAUCCCGAAAGAACCAGACAAUCCAAUAGAUAAAGGAAGGAAUCCAGCCAUAAGUCGAUUAUAGACUGUAACAUAUUCUUGUUUCUGGGCAAGUAAAAGUGAUUGACGACUGGAGACCAUAAUAGAAAGAUUCUGGUAAAUAUGAACUACAUUUAUCACAAUUUGAUAGAUCAACCAAUCAUAAUAAAAGAAGAGAAAUCUCCUUUAAUUCAACGAUUAAUUACGGAUAUCUCAGAAGAAGAUGUCGAUAUCAUUAGUAUCAAAAGCGAGGAAUGUAUUACACAAAAUGAGAUAACAAACGAUGAUAACGAUACAAAUCUGAAACAACAAGAAAUUAACGUGACAGAAAAUAUAGACUUAUCACCGACACUUAUCAGAAAUCAUAUAGUCAACCAUACAAAUCAAACGGAGGAGGCUACAAGCGAAGAACUCUCUGAAAAUGACGAAAAUAAAGAAGUCGAUAGGAACUUAUCUUCUCCAGAAUUUCAAUCUGAUGAUACCCGGGAAAUGAACUUCUUGGAAGAGCUGCAACAUGCAAAAGAAAAAGAAAAGCAAGUCAAAAAGCAAAAAUUAAAAUCAAAACAAUGUACUAAAAUUUUGAAAGAGACGGAUGCGAUUUCUGCGAAUUCUACAGUAAUAAAAUUACCUUGGAUAAGCAAAAAUAAUAGCGAAUACACACACGCACAUACACAAUAUGACAAUAUUAGUAAAACCCUUGAAAACAUAAAUAUAUUACUUGGUAAUACAAAUAAUAGUAAAAACAAAGUUACAAGUAGUCCAAACACCGUUCAAUUUGAUACAUUUAACAUAAAUCCUACUAUAAUAAAUAAAGAGGACGAAAUUAGCAGUAAGUUACCACAAAUUACCAUCGAUAAUACUAAUAAUGCGAAUAGUUAUCAAAUGGAGGCAGAUCAAUCAUGUAGUUCUGCAGAGACAGCUCAAAGUUCCAUAAAUAAGGAUAUUGUCGCGUUAAAAUAUCUCGGUUUAACUAAUUCUUCGCAGACAGUUAAAAAUAGAGUUAAACGUAAGCGAAGAGUAGGAGGACGCAAGUCACGAAAGCAAAAAGUGACGGUUUCAUCUCCGGAAACAUCCACAAGUUUAAGCGAUAUCGCGCAGUUAGAGAUUGAUGAGGAAGAAUUGUUACGAGAAAUCGAGGAUGAGUUGAAGUACAAACAGGAGAUCUUAUUGCGUAAACAACGUAUCGAGACUAUGCGAGAAAUCGUGAAUAAUUUGAAAAAGGAAAACCCCUAUAGAAAGGAAGAUGAUGAACAAACACGUCAAAGACAAGCGCGGAUAACCACAGCCAUAAAUUCUUAUCGACAGUUCAAAAAUCAAGGUACUCCUUACGAAGAUAAUUUUGUCAUUAAAGAUCAAACGGGUUCCGAAGCAUGUCGAUUUAAUGUGAAGUUCACGAUCGAAGAUUUACAACCGACGAGUUACAAUAAAGGACAACGAGUAUACAGAAUAAUUUACGACUUCGCAGAAGGACGAUUAAAACGCACCAUAAGCUUAGGGGCCGCGAGUGAGACAAAUCAACAAGUAGAAUUGCAACAUCUACAGGAAAUCCAACCAUCAACAUCCAUGAACAAGGCAGAUAUUAGACGAUCAGUAAGAAAGAAAAAAAUACCAAAUUCCUUCUUAUCAUUCACUACGGAUACAAAAGACAAGUCGCUUAGCGAAAAACGCAGGCAAAUGGCACUUACCCGAGUUCGUAGAAGAAAUGGCCAAUUUAUCAAGACAAGCAAGAACACACAAAAGUCGACCAAAUAGUCAAAUGAGAAAUCAAAAAACAUGAAACCUAGAGUAAGUAUUUUUAAGUCUCGACGAUCUGAGAAAUAAGUUAAACCUGCGUAAAAUUGCACAAGGUAAAACUUGACAAGAAGAUUGCAACCUCGUUGAUUGAGACCAAUCGUAUUAUUGGCACUGUAUAAUAUUCAGGAGAUAAACUAGAUGAUAGGAAUAUUGUCACAGAAAGCUAGCCAGCUGAAUCAGUGGAGAAUAAGCUAUGCUAUUAUAUAUAAUACACAACUUAUAAAAAAUAACCAAGUGAUGGUGACGACAACUUCUAAAGAUGACAUGAAACAGCAAUCAGAGAUCGAAUAAGAUGCAGUUUUGAAAGUGAACGUUGACUUUAUAAAUAAUAAUCAUAAAAAAAGGAUUGAAAGGUGAUUUUAAAGAUAUUUGCUCUACCGCUAAGAGAAAAAAGGUAUGAAAAAUAGGUUUACUCGAGAUUAAAGUUAAUCCACAUC